This is a messenger RNA of Cicer arietinum (chickpea), 1624 nucleotides long. NCBI's taxonomy places the organism in Eukaryota, Viridiplantae, Streptophyta, Magnoliopsida, Fabales, Fabaceae. The record is from RefSeq and is a predicted model, not a curated record.
AUUACCGGUUUGUUAGAAAUUGACUUGGAAGAGGUGAAAAGGAAGAUUGAGAUGAGAAUGGAUCUGGGAAGUGGCUUGUAAACAUCAUCACAUCGGGGAAAACGUCCUUUAAGUCGUAGUUCUAGCUACUAACCUCCACCCAACACCAACAACAAUACCCACACUUCACUCCACUCUCCAUCUCCAUCUCACCCCCAAUUUCCCAUUUAUGCUCAUUUCUAACUAACUCUAACCGUCGCUCUUCUACUUCCUCCACCUUCCCAACCCUAGCACCAUAACCAUAAUUCCAACUCAGAUCUGUCUUCUCUAUUUCUCAAUUUCGUGAUUGAAUUGGCGUAGAUGGAGGGGAACUCCGGAGGGGGGGCCAGUGGUGGCGGCGGUGGUAGUGGUAGUGGUAGUGGUGGAGGUGCUGACGUGGAACUUCUUUGCAAAACGUUACAAGUGGAACACAAGCUGUUUUACUUCGAUCUGAAAGAAAACCCUCGUGGUCGUUACUUAAAGAUUUCUGAGAAAACAUCUGCUACAAGGUCUACCAUCAUAGUUCCCUUCUCCGGCAUUUCGUGGUUCCUCGAUCUCUUCAAUUACUACGUCAAUUCUGAUGAUCAAGACCUUUUCAGCAAGGAAUUGCAGCUUGAUACUAAGGUUUUCUACUUUGACAUUGGAGAGAAUAGAAGAGGCCGUUUCUUAAAGGUGUCUGAAGCUUCUGUCAGCAGAAACCGUAGCACUAUAAUUGUUCCUGCAGGAAGUUCCAGGGAUGAAGGGUGGGCAGCAUUCAGGAACAUUUUGGCAGAGAUUAAUGAAGCCUCAAGGCUUUUCCUUCUGCCCAAUCAGCAAAAUUCUGAAUCCUCAGAACGACUUGUUGGACUUUCGGAUGAUGUUGGUGCUGGCUUCAUUUCUGGUCAUAGUACUCAACCUGCCACUUCUUCUGAAUUGAAUGCAGACAGGUCUGUUGAUUUGCCAGCUCAGGAUGAAAUUGGAAACUUGGGGGUCUCAAAAGUGAUCAGGGCUGAUCAAAAAAGAUUCUUCUUUGAUCUUGGGAGCAACAAUAGGGGUCAUUUUCUAAGAAUAUCUGAGUUCUUGUUAUUUCAUUGCAGGUUGCAGGUUCUGAUCGAUCCUCCAUCAUUCUUCCGCUGUCAGGGCUCAAGCAGUUUCAUGAGAUUGUUGGUCACUUUGUGGAAAUUACCAAGGACCGAAUUGAGGGUAUGUCAGUUGCUAAUGUCCGCACAAUUGAUCCCCCUCAAAGAUGAAUGCUAGCUCGGGGUUUUCGGUGACAAUAUGUAGUCCCCCUCUGCCAAGGUUUCAUCAGGGAUAUUCAGGGAAUAUGAAUGGGUGUUGUCUAUGAAUCUGAUUUGUGCUAUUUUCAUUGUAUUUUUCCGUAGCCUCUUCCUUUUUCUCAAAUAUAGUUCUACAAUUAAUGCUUUUGAAAUAAUCCAAACACUUGUUGGUCAGCAGAAUAAUGAGAAUAUCUCAGCAAGGUUAAUUUAAAUAGGUAAUAACGGAAGAAAAACGGAGUAGAGACUUGUACUUGACUGGAUAGUUUGGCAUCGGGGGAUAUACUUUGUAAUAAUGAUUGUUUAUUUUGCUUUCCUGCACAUAUUUCACAUGGAUUUAAGUUCUCAUACAA